AUGCUUUGCUUAACAUUGUUUGACUUUGCACAUUUGAAACUGGCAUCGGGUCUUGUAAAUCAGAAAGUCGGGAUUGGUACUCAAAGCUCAACUUCAGCCUUCAGGUUGCGAGCACUUCAGAAACUUGAACCACUGGGCACAGACUGUGCCCAUUAUUUGCCGAAAUGAUAAGGACUGGCGGGUCUCUGCACCCGCGUAUCGCAAACGUGCUAUGCUUUGCCGCGGGCCUCUUAGUCGCGGUGCUUAUGGUUCCUCGUAGUGGACCAGUGCUUGAGCGCAUUGGCUUUGGUACAAGCUCGGCAGGCUUUUAUGUGCGCCCAGACGUCAACGAGUUUCAGCGGCUGGGACUGAAGCAUGACACGGACAAGGUACAGCGACAUAACUACCAAACGAUCUAUGGCAAACUCUUCGAACUGCCGCCGGGUCGCAACCGCACGCGUAAAAUGCUUGAGAUCGGCCUCGGUUGCAACAUGGAUUAUGGCCCUGGCCACUCGGCGCGCGUUUGGCGUGAAUACAUGCCAAAUGCAGAGAUCUGGUUUGGCGAGUAUGACGCAGCGUGCGUUGCCAAGCAUCGGGCUCACCUAGACAAGCUAGGUGUGAAGGCCGUCACUGGCGACCAAGCAGAUAUUGCGACCCUGAACCGUUGGGUGAAGGAGACAGGCGGCGGCUUCGACUUCAUUGUGGAUGAUGGGGGACAUUCAAACAUGCAGAUCUACAACUCCUUCAUCGUUCUGUUUGAGAAGGCCCUCAACCCAGGGGGCAUUUUCGUGAUCGAGGACUUGUAUGUAUGCCGCACGCCGUCCUUCAUGGAUGGUGAUGGUAAACACAUCACUCUGGAGGUUAUCAAGGACUGGCUGGACGACCUGACCACCUCACACGCUGGCUCCAAUGAGGUGCGGGGGCCGCCACCUCGUUGGCCUCGGCCUGCGGGCAUUAAAUCCAUUGAGUGCGGCUCUCACUGGUGCUCCAUCACCAAGUGCUACGCCAAUGACCCGUACUGCUGAGAGGGAUGUCAUGAAGGUGCAGCUUCAGCUUGAUAGUCGUUUUGGGUGCCAUGCCGUCAGCCAUAUUCGGACGUGUUCCUGCACAAGUAAGUGCCAUAUGAAAGACUGUGGGCAAGGGGGAGGCUGACGAGACUGUGGCUGGUGUGGCAGCGCGGCACUUGGUGUCAUGUGAGUAGUGUGUGGUGUCUUGCGCUCUAAACUCCACAACGUGCAGAUCUUGGAGAGAGACAAAUGGUGAUGAGUCGUCGUAGAUAGCAAUCCGGGUAGCUAGUGAGCAGUGGGAGAUCGCAAAUGUAGUAUCAGACGUGGUGAAGAGUGGUAGGGGGAUUUAGGCGUGUGAGUUUAGUGUGGUGAGUGAAUAGCGGUUCUGAGAGCAUGUCACCUUGCAUGUCGCGUUCUGAGACCAUGCGUCGGGUCUGGUCAGCACUGAUUCUUGUGUACACCGCCCCCUUCAACCUAGCAAGCUACACAUAACAGAACUAAAGCCGGGGUCCGUACGGACCCCGGUGCAAGAUGUCUGUGGGGGUGUCCCUCCAAGGAGGGAGGGGGAAGGGGGCUGUGAGCAGGGCGGGGCACUGGGCGGUUGGCACGCCGGGAUGCGCGGCAUGCGAGAAGGCAGGCGGAUAUUGAUGACAGGCGGAGAACUGAAACACGUUGGCUUGCCCCUUAGCCAUUGCGGUCGCAUCGAGUUCCCGCAGCGGGGCCCUCCCGGUUAUUCCAGUUUUGACUUGAGUUAUAACCUGGACACCCGAGCGCAGCGAAAUUUGUCGUGCAAAUAAUGCGCCUUUCUAUGUAUGUAUUGCAAAGCGUAACAUUAUGAAAACGCAAGCCCUAUGCCAGAGCGGGGUAAACGCACAAGCGCAGCGUUUGCAUUAGAGCUCCAGCGCAACAUAAAAUAUAUCACAAUUAAGGCUCCCGGCACGGAAAGACGCAAGACGGAGGAAUCGACGCGUUGGAGGAUCCCGGAAAUUGCGCGCGAAAGCGCGAGGCGCAAAAGGUUGGCGCUGUCCCUCUUGACCUGGGUGCUGGGCACCCUGCUUGGUCGGACUGUCCCUUCUUUGUAAUAUCGCAACCUU
Molecule: messenger RNA, 2080 nt
Organism: Chlamydomonas reinhardtii
Lineage: Eukaryota; Viridiplantae; Chlorophyta; Chlorophyceae; Chlamydomonadales; Chlamydomonadaceae
Exons: 4
Coding region: 444-1004 (186 amino acids)
Source: RefSeq, a predicted model, not a curated record